GAUUAUCAAUCAACCUAUCUCAAGGUUGGCUUUUUUCCCUCUCUAUCUUCCCGGUCGGGUUCUCAAAACUAUAUCUAUCUGUGUAGACUCUUCCUCUGCAUCUCUCUCGAUCAUGAAAGAUGAGCUCCCCUCUCGCAUCGCGCGCCUAGUCCACACGCACUUCGAUGCGCUGCCCGCGCGCAGCAAACCCAUCAUCCGCGACGAUGGAACCAGAGAGUGGAUUCCCAUGGCGGGGAUGGUCGUAGUCAGAGGCGAGAACACCCCGGAUGAGGAACUGACUUGUGUCGCUGUGACAUCAGGCGCCAAAUGUCUCGCGGCCUCCCAGCUACCCGCCUGCAAAGGCCUCGUUCUCCAUGAUUGGCACGCCGAGGUGCUGGCGCUCCGGGCGUUCAAUCACUGGGUGCUGUCGGAAGUGAAGGGGUUGUUGGCGGAGAGACAUACAGGAACAUCGUCAUCACGAUUCAUCCGUCGCCGAGACGCAAAGCAGCAACAACAACAACCUGAUCCCCCCUUCGAACUCCAUCCAGACCUCAAGGUCUACAUGUGCUGCACCUGCGCCCCCUGCGGCGACGCAAGUAUGGAGCUCACCAUGGCAGCCCAGGAGGAUCCCACGCCGUGGGUGCAGAGUUCCUGUCCUUCGACGGAGCGAGGAUCGGGCUCAGCGCCUCAUCUAGAAUCCGAUGCACCGACGCCGUCGCACGCAACCACAACAACAACUACUAGCGAUUCCGCUACGGCCACCCUCCUUGAUGGCCGCGCCCACUUCUCCAAACUCGGUAUUGUCCGCCGCAAACCCGCCCGCGCCGACGCAGACUCCACAAAAAGCAAAUCCUGCUCCGACAAGCUCGCCCUCCGCCAGGUGACCUCCUUGCUCAGCCCCUCCACCGCGCUGCUGGUCGCCGUGACGCCCGCCGCGUAUCUGGCCGGGGUGGUGCUGCCCGAGACGGAGAUCAGCGAGGUCGGGUGUCAGCGGGCAUUUGGGCGGGAAGGGAGGAUGAGGGGGUUAGUGGGGGGGGAUCUUGCUCCUUUGCUGUCCGCCGAUGAGAAUACUAGGGGUGGGUUGGGGUCGAACAAAGACAAGGCGGAAGAAGACAGUUCAGGCUACCGGUUCCACCCCUUCAAAGUCCUCUCCAUUCCCUCUCCCCUCGCCGACUCGCUCUGGCAAUACGGUAAACCGAGGGACGCGCCGGUUGCCUCCGCGAUGACCAAGUACAAGCCCGGGACGAUCUCGGCGGUCUGGGUGGCUGCACCCUCCGUCGCAGCGGACCAGGUGGUGUUCGGCCCCGCGAGCGGCGCGAAGCAGCUGCCCAAGUUGGCGGGGAGCCGCACGGGGUUGUAUGAGAGCCUCAUCGGCGGGGUGAAGCAGGGGAGUAAAGCAUCGGCGCCGGUGGUGCGCGGCGCGUCGGCGCUGUCGCGGGCGAGGAUGUGGGGGUCCUUGCGGGAGAUUGUCUGCGGGGGCAGUCACAGUGUGGGCGAGGGGGCAGCAGGAGCAGGCAAUACGGUCCUCCACGGGGUGUCUGCUACAGAUAUCAACCGUCUACGACAGAUCGUCGGUACAGCGAGCUAUGCCGACUUCAAGAAAGCAAUCACCACCACCACCCCACCCGGCCAGGCGCGCGAACGAGCUCGACAGCAAGCCAAAACCGUCCUGGUUCCUUGGGUGCCGAAUCCCGGCGACGAGGACUGGGGGUUGGAUGUCUUGGUCGACACAAACCCCAAGAAGCGCAAACGGUGA
Molecule: messenger RNA, 1735 nt
Organism: Aspergillus saccharolyticus JOP 1030-1
Lineage: Eukaryota; Fungi; Ascomycota; Eurotiomycetes; Eurotiales; Aspergillaceae
Product: tRNA-specific adenosine deaminase
Exons: 3
Coding region: 113-1735 (540 amino acids)
Biological process (GO): tRNA wobble adenosine to inosine editing
Molecular function (GO): tRNA-specific adenosine-37 deaminase activity; RNA binding
Source: RefSeq, a predicted model, not a curated record